CUUUCGUUGCCUGUCUUGCCUCGACAUCUGGGAGCCAAGCGCCUGCCCAUCCAUCGCUGCUCGCCCUCCUGCUCCCUCUGCUCGGACUUGCCCUCCCCUCGCCUCGCAGCCAUGGCCGACUCUCUCGCUCCUCUGGGUCGCAUGGACAGCACCAAGAAACACUCGUACCGCCAGGUGGUGCGCAAAGAGUCGCUGACCCACCAGCGCAUCACCAACACCCAAGACUGGUGGUCUGACUGGAAGUCCAUGUUCAAGUACAAAAACUCGGUCGUCCCCGAGACGCUGCCGCCGACCAUCCUCUUCACGCUCUUCUCGGCAGCCGUCGUUGCGAUCUACGAGGAGUCGCAGUGGGUCCGCGAUAUGCUGCCCAACUCGACGCUGCUCAUCAGCAUCCUUGGUAUUGUCAUGGGCCUGCUUCUCGUCUUCCGCAACAAUACCGCCUACGACAGAUACUAUGAGGGUCGCCGCCUGUGGGCAUCGCUCCAGACUCAGGCCAGAAACCUCACUCGCCUCAUCUGGUUUGGCGUGGUGCCCAAGGACGAGCACGACGAGAUCCAGAAGCGAGGCGCCAUGAACCUCGUCAUGGCGUUCAUUUCCUCCACCAAGAACUACCUCCGCGGCGAAUAUCAAUGGGACGUUGUUGAUGUGGCCCCAUACCUGGCUCAUAUGGAAGGCUACAGCAGCGAAGGCCAUGCCCAACAGGAUGUCAACGAGCAGCUCGUUCUCCCAAUUGAGAUCUCGUUCCACAUCUCUGCGUACAUCAACGCCGCCAAGGCCGCUGGCCAGAUCGAUGCUUCUCUUCAAUCUUCUAUGGCCUCAAUCGUGUCGAACAUGCUGGACCUGUUUACCUCUUUCGAGAGAGUCCGCAAUUCGCCGGUGCCGUUCAUCUACGCUGUGCAUCUCAAGCAGACGCUGACGAUGUAUCUGAUCUCGCUGCCGCUGCAGCUUGCCCCGAGCAUGGGAUGGACCACGAUUCCCGUCGUGAUUCUUGCCAGCUUCACUCUUCUCGGUAUUGAGAGUAUCAGUGGCCAGAUCGAGAACCCCUUUGGCAUCGACGAAAACGACUUGCCUAUGGACGACUACUGCGACGAGCUCCGAGACGAACUCACGCGUGUGAUGAUGCGUCCUGCCAAAAUCACCCCUGACGACUGGCACCGCCCUUGGGACGACAUCAGCACCCAUGCCACCCAGGGAACACUCAACCAGGUGGCGAUGGCGAUCGCCCAGGACGAGAUUGCCAAGCGACGCAACGAGCUUAUUCAGGCCGGCCAGGAUGGCGAUGCCACUAUUACGGUGUCCGUCACCGCCACCGCAGACAAGUGAUACCUGUCAAUGUCGACACCGAGUGCGGAAUGAGUAUCUCCGAGGAACGAGGGACCGUCCCCGUUCCUGCCCAGCAAUUGUUGUGUGCUGACGAAUACAUCCAGCAACACGUCUUGAAA
Molecule: messenger RNA, 1442 nt
Organism: Polychytrium aggregatum
Lineage: Eukaryota; Fungi; Chytridiomycota; Chytridiomycetes; Polychytriales
Product: Bestrophin, RFP-TM, chloride channel-domain-containing protein
Exons: 6
Coding region: 112-1323 (403 amino acids)
Molecular function (GO): chloride channel activity
Source: RefSeq, a predicted model, not a curated record